CUACUCCAUUUCUUCCAGUCACUCGUCAUUUUAAACCCUCUCUCCUCUUCUUCUCUCUUGAAACUAAUACUAUCUCUCAUCAUCAUUCUUUUCUCAUAAUUCUCCCUUAGAUUCUGUUUAAACGCUCUCUUUCUCUUGUUCCUUUACAGAUCAUCGUCUUACAUCCAUGGCUGAGGAGACUCAAAAGCCGGAAGCAGCAGCAGCAGCGGCGGCGGCGGCGCCAGCUGAGGAAGUGGUGGUUGAGAAGCCCGAAGUUACAGAGAAAGAGCCACCACCGCCUGCUCCCGAGCCAGAGCCUGAGGCACCCGAAAAGCCGGCAGCUGCUGUAGUUAAAGAGAAAGAAGCUGAGGUUGAAUCUGUUGAAGUUCAGAAGCCUAAGGUUGAAGAAAAGGAAACUAAGAUUACUCAGUCGGUUUCUUUCAAAGAAGAAACCAAUAUAGUUGGUGAACUUCCUGAGCCACAAAAGAAGGCUCUUGAAGAGCUUAAACAACUUAUUCAAGAAGCUCUUAACAAGCAUGAAUUCACUGCUCCACCCCCACCGGCCAAAGAAGAAGAAAAGCCGUUAGUGGAGGAAAAGAAAGAAGAAAAGAAGGAGGAAGAGAAGAAAGAAGAAAAAGAGGAAGACAAACCUGCUGCUGCUGCUGCUGAAAUUGAAGAAAAGGCCGAAACGUCUGAGAAAGUCGAGGUUGAAGCACCCUCCCCUGUUGAAGUCAAAGAAGAAGAGAAAACUCCACCACCAACCGAGGCACCAGCUGUUGAGACGGUGGUGGUGGAAACACAGGUGGUUGAGACAGUGACAACUGUCGACGAUGAUGGCGCCAAGACCGUGGAGGCUAUUGAGGAAUCUGUAGUAGCAGUCUCUGCCCCUCCACCAUCGGAGAAACAGGAGGGGGAGGCUUCUGGUUCCAAAGAAGUAGAGGUAGCUCCUUUACCAGAGGAGCCAAAAGAAGCUGAAGUUCCUCCACCUCCACCCGAAGAGGUGUCUAUAUGGGGAAUUCCGCUUCUUGCUGACGAAAGGAGCGAUGUGAUCCUGUUGAAAUUCUUGAGGGCAAGGGAUUUCAAAGUAAAAGAUGCAUUUAUUAUGAUCAAGAACACUGCUCGCUGGCGAAAGGAGUUUGGAAUUGAAGGCUUGCUUGAUGAGGAUCUUGGAAAUGAAUUGGAGAAAGUGGUUUUUAUGCAUGGGUUCGAUAAGGAAGGUCAUCCUAUUUGCUACAACGUGUAUGGGGAAUUCCGAAAGAAAGAGUUGUAUCAGAAUACUUUUGCCGAUGAGGAAAAACGAUCCAAGUUCUUGAGGUGGAGGAUUCAAUUCUUGGAAAAGAGUAUUAGGAAGCUGGACUUCAGUCCUAGUGGUAUCUGUACCAUGGUUCAGGUCAAUGAUCUCAAGAAUUCUCCUGGACCUACCAAAAAGGAGCUCAGGCAGGCCACCAAUCAGGCACUUAACUUGCUUCAAGAUAACUAUCCUGAGUUUGUAGCUAAACAGGUGUUCAUCAAUGUUCCAUGGUGGUACUUGGCCUUCAAUAGGAUGAUUAGCCCUUUCCUAACUCAGAGAACCAAGAGCAAGUUUGUGUUUGCAGGUCCAGCCAAAUCUGCUGAGACUCUCUUCAGAUAUAUUGCUCCUGAACAAGUCCCAGUUCAGUAUGGUGGACUGAACAGGGAGGGUGAACAAGAAUUUUCGGUUGCUGAUGCUGUCAUAGAGGUUACAAUCAAGCCCGCAACUAAGCACACUGUUGAACUUCCUCUAACUGAGAAAUGCAAUUUAGUUUGGGAGCUCCGAGUUGUGGGAUGGGAUGUCAAUUAUGGAGCUGAGUUUGUGCCAAGUGCUGAAGAUGGAUAUACUGUGAUUGUAUCAAAGACAAGGAAAGUUGGUCCAGCUGAUGAAGCAGUGAUCUCUGAUAGCUUCAAAACCGGUGAGCCUGGCAAAGUUGUUCUCACCAUUGAUAACCAAACCUCAAAGAAGAAGAAGUUUCUCUAUAGGUCCAAGGUGAAGCCUUAUUCUGAUUAAGCUUCAAUAAUCAAUUCCUUCUGGUGGGGCUUGAAUUUCCUGUCAAAAAGUAGAAGACAAUGCAUAUGGCAGAAUAAGAAGUGUUCUUUUUUUUUUAUACUACAAGCUUUCUUUUAGUUUUUGUUGAAAAUUUAAUUUAUAAAUUUAGAGUCUUGGGAUUUAUUUUAAUAUAUUUUUUUCUAUUAGUUUAUUGGGAUUUUGCUUAUUUGGUCUUGAAUGUAUACUGUGAUUCUGGGUAUCAUUGAAGAAAAAGAGAGGAAAAUAUGAACAGGGGAUGGACAUGUGUGUAAUGUGAAAAGGAAUUGUUAUUACCUGUAAAGUUUGUGUAAAUUUGUUGGUGUAUUAUCUCUUGUUCUAUGUUCAUUAAUAAUUUGUUAUCAA
This is a messenger RNA of Durio zibethinus, 2383 nucleotides long. RefSeq names its product patellin-3. The record is from RefSeq and is a predicted model, not a curated record. NCBI's taxonomy places the organism in Eukaryota, Viridiplantae, Streptophyta, Magnoliopsida, Malvales, Malvaceae. Gene Ontology annotation, molecular function: lipid binding.